Molecule: messenger RNA, 2124 nt
Organism: Rotaria sp. Silwood2
Lineage: Eukaryota; Metazoa; Rotifera; Eurotatoria; Philodinida; Philodinidae
Source: the annotation of a GenBank genome assembly
AUGUCGUUUUUGAAAUGGUUUAAGCCUCGUCGUAAAAACCUUUCUGAAUUAAAGAAUCAGCGAGAAGAUUUUGAUGAAGACAACGAUGGACGACCAGAAGAAAAUGAAGAAACAGAAAAAUAUACAGGUCGUGAUAUUGAAGAAGACGCUCAAAGUGAUGGAGCAAAACUGGUUUAUUUUGCUUGCCAAGCACCACAUGAAAAUAUUAUCAACGUACUUCGGUCAAUAACCAAUUCUCUAGAGACGUUUACUGUGGAAAAAGAAUGUAUUGAUUAUAUAACACCAAUAACUCAAAAAACUUUUCUUGUAAUUGAUGGUUCACCACCGGCGACUUUCAUGGAAGCCAUCGAACAAUUGAAACAAAUUGAUUCAAUAUUUUUUUAUUCUACACCACCUGGGUUCAUUCCUGAAAUAACCAAAACACAACAUUCCUAUCUUGUUAAUUCGUGUGACAGUGAAAACGCACUUAUAGAUAGUAUAAAAAAGUCUCGUGAAGAACUCGAUAAACAAACAACUGCAUUUAGUAUGUAUAACAAAAAAGAAAAAGCAACACGGGAUCUUUCAAAAGAAUCUGGUUCAUUUUUAUUUUUUCAAUUAUUUAAAAUUGUAUUAAAAAGUAUGCCAAAAAGCGCUGGAGCCAAAAAAACUAUGGUUACAACAUGUCGAAAUUAUUAUCGUGGAAAUAUAACUGAAUUAAAAAAUAUUGAUGACUUUGAUCGAACAUAUAAAUCAGAUGAAGCUAUACCAUGGUAUACAAAAGAAACAUUUGUUUAUAAAUUUAUUAAUAAAGCACUCCGUACAGAGGAUGUUGAUGUUUUAUAUCAAUUUCGUUUUUAUAUUAUGGAUUUAAGUGAACAACUUGAACGAAAAUUUAAAACCCUUCAAGAAAAACAAAAAGAUAUUCUUCGACUUUAUCGAGGUUCAAAAUUAAGUCAAGAUGAAGUAGAAAAUUUUCAAAGAAGUAUUGGAAAUUUAAUUUCAACAAAUGGAUAUUUAUCAACAAGUGAUGACCGUACAGUUGCAUAUGGUUUUGCAACAAAAUCUGCUAGAAGAGAAGGUUUUGUACGAGCGUUAUUUGAAUAUCGAGUUGAUUUAGAAGAGGUUAAAAAAAUUGUUAUUGCUGAUAUUCGAGAAUUUUCAGCAUUUCCAGAAGAAGCUGAAGUUUUAGUUGAUAUUGGAGCAUCAUUUCAAAUUGAUUCAUGUCAAUACAGUGCCGACGAAGAUUUAUGGCAUAUUCAAGUUCACGCUACUGAUCAAGGUGCUGAGUUAGCUGCUGAAUAUAUGGAAUAUCAAAAGAAAAAGAUGGUUGAAUCAAAUAUAGUUCUCAUGUUAGGUAAUUUACUUCUUGAAAUGGGUGAAUAUACUAAAGCAGAAAGAUAUUUUGAUACGAUUCUUCAUUCGGAAAAACCAAAUGAUGAAGAAAUAGCUUGUAUAUUUUUUAAUUUUGGUCGUACACAUAGACUAAAAGGUGAUUUUAAUCGCGCAAUAAAAUGUUAUAAUCGUGCAUACAAUUUACAUGUGGAUGCUCGACCAAAACGUUUAGCAAGUGCAGGAAAAACUUUAAAUGGUCUUGGAGUUGUUUAUAGUGAACAAGGACGACAAAUCAAAGCUAGAGAAUGUUUUGAACAUGCUUUGAAAUUAUAUAAGACAAGUAUUCCAAAAAAACAUGUUGAUGUUGCCGGAACAUUAAUUAAUUUGGGUACUAUUGAUUGUGAUCAACAGGAUUAUUAUCGAGCAUUGACAAGAUUUCUUAAAGCAAAAAAAAUUUAUGAUAUCUCUCUUCCACCAGGUCAUCCAAAUCAUGCAAUACCAAGAGUUAAUUUAGGGAACGUUUAUUUAGCCACUGAAGAUUAUCUUAAAGCUUGUGAAGAAUAUGAAAGUGCAUUGAAAUUACAAGAAUCAUCAUUACCAAGCGAUCAUCCAGAUAUAGCUCGUACAUUACAUAAUCUUGCAGUAGUUCAAACACAUCUAGGGAAUAUGGAACUAGCAAAACAAUAUUUAGAACGAGCAGAAGAAACAGCUACUCAUACAUUAACAUCAACACAUCCAGUUAUGUCUUUACUUACUAAAACAAAAGCUGUAAUGGCCGAAGAAAUUGAAGGAUAUAUCUAUACACGACAUUAA